Molecule: messenger RNA, 2313 nt
Organism: Apis cerana (Asiatic honeybee)
Lineage: Eukaryota; Metazoa; Arthropoda; Insecta; Hymenoptera; Apidae
Source: RefSeq, a predicted model, not a curated record
UUGAAAAAUGAAUUGAGCAUAUAUAGAUUUAUUAUAUUUGAGAAAAACAAAUAUAUAUUAAUAAAGAAAAUUUUAUACAAAUUUUUGCAUACUCUUAAAAUAUUAAAAUAUUAAAAUAUUUAUUAUAUUUAUAUUUAUAAUAUAAAUAUUUAAAAUUAUAUCUUACAUCUUACAUUUUAAUAUGAUUCCAUGUGAACAAGAAUUUAAUAAAAUAACCUUGCUUUAGUUAAGUUUAGUUACCUAUACUUACCUUUGUGACAGAGAGGCAUUGAUAUGUACUUUAUAUUUUUUUUGAGAUUGUCAUAAUUCAAAGACAGUUUAUUUUUUAUUUAUUAUUUGAACUUUUUGAUAUAUUUUAUCUAUGAUAUUAUAAAAUCUUUAUUAUAUUAAUAUUUUUUUACUAUUACGGCUAAUUUACAGUUUUUACAAAUUAUUUUUAAGUGUUUAUAAAUUGUUUCUUAAUGAUCAUAAAAUAAUUACAUACAUAAUUAAAAGUAAAAAUGAAAUAUUUAUGAAAUGAUAAUUUAGUAAUAUGGAUAAUUCUAAGGAUUUGCUUACUAAAGUAGCUCUUGUAGAGCGUAAUAUUAAACCACAAGGUAUUCUGCUAAAUGAUCCAGAAUCAGUAGCUAAAACAUGUCAACAAGAUUUAAUUACAUUGGCAACAGAAAUUGAAAAAGCAGAUAACUUUAUCAAAGCAAAUGCCUGUAGCAAGUUGCAAAUAAUUGUUGAGCAAAUAAAAGCUCUAAAGAAACAGGCUGAAAAUAUCCUCACAGAAGCAGAUUGGAAUAUGAAAUUACAUCAUGUUUCUUGUAAUUUUGUAAAACAUCCUGGACAUGUAUAUCAUUUGUAUCAAAGAGAAACUGGACAAUUAUACUUUUCAAUGAUUAGUCCAGAAGAAUGGGGUAAUUCUGGACCAAUUCAAAUUUACAAAGGUUCCUACAGAUUAGAACAUGAUCGUUCAUGGACAUCUUUAGAGGAAAUUGAUAAAAAAAAUAAAGAAAUAACUAUGUUGGCCAAUCUUUGGUCUAAUAUUUCAACACCUACUUAUAAAAGUCUUGAUUUAAAUGCAGUAUUUAUGAAGACAAUAUUCUGAUUCUUUCACUGUGUUUUUUACAUGGGACUUCAUGCAAAUGAUUACAUCAGGGAAAAUAAAAUUAUCAUCAAAUGAUUAAUGAACACUCAAUUUCUUCAACAAAAUAUCUGUAGAAGUUUAAUCUAAAAAUGAUCGAAAGAAUUCAGUGAAGCAGUACAGACUAUUACCAUGAACCACUGUGACUUUAUUUUAAUUUUUUAUGAUAGCGCAUGCGUCAUGUUGUAUUUACUCUAUGUGCUAAAACAAAACAAUUUUUUUAUUAAUAUUUGCAAAAAUAAUAAUUAAGAUUAUAAAAUAUUUUCGUAAUUCUUACAUGGUAAUGGUAUUCUGACUGGUGCAUUAUCUUUUACUAUGCAUUCAUGUGUUUGAUUACGAAAUAGAUAUUGUAUUAAUAAUUGUUUCUCUUCUCCUACACAUGGAUCAUAAAAUCCUGGAAGUUCGCUCUGCAAUGUUAAAAUUUAUAUUUUACGAUAAAAAAGAUGAACUAAUUUUAAUGUAAGUAAUUUUAUAUAAUACCUUAGAUGCAUCAUAAAGAAUUAACUUUGAAUCCUUUACUAAACAUUGUAAAGGAAUAGUUACAUCUAUUACUUCAUCUCUAUGUAUGGGUCGUUGAUCUGAAUUAUACUGAUCUUGUUGAGGAUAAACAAAUCUUCCAUAUAAAGCUUUUGAGAUAAUUAAGCCCUUCUUUGAUUCUUCCGUAGCUCUUAUCCUACUCACAGUGGCUUUCAUUAAUUUAGUUGCACUCUCUGCUUCUUUCUGCUUUUCCAUCAUUCUCGUUUUAUUUACUUCCUUUUCUUUCUCCUUUUCACGCUCUUCUCGUUUUUUUACCAUGGGAUCUAUCACAAUUUUUUUCAAUAUGACCCAUGUCAUUAUUGGAACUACAGUAGCAUAGAACACAGUGGCUGGAAGAACUUCAUCACUAAGAUGAAUAGGAAAUGCAUAAGUUUGAAAGGAACGGUUCAAUUUAAGUUUUAACAUGACUCCUGUUGGUACUCCAGCAGAUACUGUUGCAGAUAGUCUAGUGUGUCGCGAAAUUUUUUUUUCCGCGCCAUAUUCUACAACUAAUCCAAAUGUACCAGCUCUAUAAUUAACAAAAUAUUAUAAUUUGCAUAUAUUAUUUGAAAACACUAUAUACUAUAUACUAUACAAUAAUGUAUACAAUAUGAAUGUACAAUUAUGUAUAUAAUUAUGAAUAAAAUAAUUUGUUAAUACUAACUUUA